This is a messenger RNA of Dioscorea cayenensis subsp. rotundata (Guinea yam), 1655 nucleotides long. Its product is annotated as ruvB-like protein 1. The record is from RefSeq and is a predicted model, not a curated record. Gene Ontology annotation, cellular component: Ino80 complex; Swr1 complex; R2TP complex. Bases 117 to 1484 code for a protein of 455 amino acids. Gene Ontology annotation, molecular function: ATP binding; ATP hydrolysis activity; DNA helicase activity. NCBI's taxonomy places the organism in Eukaryota, Viridiplantae, Streptophyta, Magnoliopsida, Dioscoreales, Dioscoreaceae. Gene Ontology annotation, biological process: regulation of transcription by RNA polymerase II; chromatin remodeling; box C/D snoRNP assembly. The transcript has 12 exons.
GACCGCCUUCUCCCAAACAACGACACAAGCCCUUCGAAAUCCACGCGCACACCCGCGCGGCGUUCCCGGCCAUCGGCGCAAGCGAGCUCCAGCGUCGAAGCUCGUCGGAGAAGAAGAUGAGGAUCGAAGAGGUUCAGUCCACCACCAAGAAGCAGCGCAUCGCCACUCACACCCACAUCAAGGGCCUUGGCCUUGACCCCAAUGGCGUUGCGCUUCCGAUGGCGGCGGGGUUUGUGGGGCAGGUUGCGGCGAGAGAGGCUGCUGGGCUUGUGGUUGAUAUGAUCCGGCAGAAGAAGAUGGCUGGACGGGCGCUGCUUCUUGCCGGGCCUCCGAGCACUGGGAAGACUGCUCUCGCCCUUGGGAUUUCUCAAGAGCUUGGAACCAAGGUUCCUUUCUGUCCAAUGGUUGGGUCCGAAGUGUACUCUUCGGAAGUGAAAAAGACUGAAGUGUUGAUGGAAAAUUUUCGAAGGGCUAUUGGGUUGAGAAUCAAGGAAAAUAAGGAAGUAUAUGAAGGAGAGGUUACUGAGCUUUCUCCAGAAGAAACUGAGAGUACAAAUGGUGGCUAUGGGAAGAGCAUUGGUCAUGUAAUUGUCGGGUUAAAGACUGUAAAAGGAACAAAGCAAUUAAAAUUGGAUCCAACCAUCUAUGAUGCUCUAAUCAAGGAAAAGGUUGCUGUAGGCGAUGUCAUUUAUAUUGAAGCAAAUAGUGGUGCUGUGAAGAGGGUUGGUAGAAGUGAUAGUUUUGCUACAGAAUUUGAUCUUGAAGCAGAAGAGUAUGUUCCACUACCUAAAGGAGAGGUGCACAAGAAAAAAGAGAUAGUGCAGGACGUAACUUUACAUGAUCUUGAUGCUGCAAAUGCUCGUCCACAAGGUGGGCAGGAUAUACUAUCGCUUAUGGGGCAGAUGAUGAAACCUCGGAAGACUGAAAUCACUGACAAGCUACGACAAGAAAUCAAUAAGGUGGUUAAUAGAUAUAUUGAUGAGGGAGUUGCGGAGCUUGUUCCUGGAGUCUUGUUUAUUGAUGAGGUUCAUAUGCUGGAUAUGGAAUGCUUUUCUUACCUCAAUCGUGCGUUAGAAAGCGCUAUCUCACCAAUAGUGAUAUUUGCUACAAAUAGAGGAAUAUGCAAUGUGAGAGGAACUGAUAUGACCAGCCCACAUGGUGUACCUGUGGAUUUGCUGGAUCGUUUGGUGAUUAUUAGGACAGAGACAUAUGGUCCCACUGAGAUGAUCCAGAUAUUGGCAAUUAGAGCACAGGUUGAAGAACUAGUCAUUGAUGAAGAGAGUUUGGCUUAUCUUGGAGAAAUUGGUCAGGAGGCAUCUUUAAGGCAUGUGAUGCAGUUAUUAUCACCUGCUAGCAUUGUGUCCAGGAUGAGCGGGAGGGAUAAAAUAUGCAAGGCCGAUAUAGAGGAGGUAAAUACCCUGUAUCUGGAUGCAAAAUCUUCUGCACGGCUCCUCCAAGAACAACAAGAUAGAUACAUAUCUUGACUUAGAUUUCCUCUGUGAGUCUUGGAAUGUAUUGAAUUGCUGCUAACCAUGAAGCUCUUGAUGAGAGAACCUAUUUCUGGCGAAUCAUCUUUGGAUUUAUCUUCUCCCUGGAUUGUCUCUGCUGCACACUGAGUGAUGGAAUCAGAAAUCUGAGGAAUUUUCUGUAUUUUC